Messenger RNA from Strongyloides ratti, 867 nucleotides. Its product is annotated as Zinc finger, RING-type domain and Zinc finger, RING/FYVE/PHD-type domain-containing protein. The record is from RefSeq and is a predicted model, not a curated record. The transcript has 2 exons. NCBI's taxonomy places the organism in Eukaryota, Metazoa, Nematoda, Chromadorea, Rhabditida, Strongyloididae. The coding region runs from base 1 to 867 and encodes 288 amino acids.
AUGACUGCUUUUCUCCCGAAUUAUAUUAAUUUAAUUACUUGUAAAAAGUGCAAUGAUUUAUUUAAAAAUCCAGUAACACAGAUUUGUGGUCAUACAUAUUGUCAAAGUUGUAUUAAUAUUUUUAUUGAUAAAAAUGAAGAUGAUUCAUUAACUAGUAUAUGUUACGAAUGUGGAUAUGAGAAUCGUUAUCAAAAAUGUACUCCAAAUGUAAAUAUUGCUAUAAAGUCUUUAGUUGAAAGUUAUUUAGAAAAUGAAGGGCAUUUAAAGACAAAUAAAAAUGAAUCACAAAUAUCUUGUUCAACAUGUAAAGUACCAUUAACUACAAGUGAAACUUUUACAUGUAAGACAUGCAACCAAUUGGAAAAUUUAAAAUAUAAUUUUUAUUGUGGAAAUUGUGGAUGGUCAUCACAUAAAAACCAUGAAUUUAUUCAAGUAGAAUUUAUUACCAAUAUUGAGAGAGAAAAAUUAAUGCAAAUGUUAUGUGAUGCGUUUUUGAACAUUCAAAACAAUCAUAUAAAACUUUCAAAUACUCAAAAUGAUAUAAUAUUAAAACAAAAUUAUUUAAUUAAAUUAGCCAUUGAUAGUACAAAAGAUUUUAAAAGUUUAAUUGAAAAUACACUUAAGAAAGAUAAUAAAUUGGAAAUUUUUUCUAAAAUCAAAUCUGUUAAAGAAACAAAUUUAAAUAUAAUUUCAUAUGCAGUACAUAAUUUUAAUGAAGUUAUGCGUCUAGUCAAUUUUUCAAUCAAUGAUUUAGAAAAUUCACUAAUACCAAUUAAAAAUAAUUGUAUUAAUUUAAAUAGUGCCCAAAAAAUUAUAACUAAUUGUCAAAAUGAAAUAGAAUAUGAACCACCAUAUAAAAAAAAAUAA